This is a messenger RNA of Saitoella complicata NRRL Y-17804, 2173 nucleotides long. RefSeq lists its product as uncharacterized. Gene Ontology annotation, molecular function: flavin adenine dinucleotide binding; [methionine synthase] reductase (NADPH) activity; FMN binding. The record is from RefSeq and is a predicted model, not a curated record. Gene Ontology annotation, biological process: homocysteine metabolic process. Gene Ontology annotation, cellular component: cytosol. The transcript has 2 exons. Lineage: Eukaryota; Fungi; Ascomycota; Saitoellomycetes; Saitoellales; Saitoellaceae. Bases 292 to 2121 code for a protein of 609 amino acids.
GAAGCUGGUAGAGAAAUGGAACUAGUUGUGUAAGAUGUACAGACUGAACCAUCAUCCUGAGCCGGCGUACAUUUCGGGGGAGUUCGUGAACGAUACCAUGUAUAAUCCCCAACACGGCCUCCACCUUCUCUUCUCGUCAAUCAGAUGGGAUCUAAUCAGAUGUGGGGCGCAAUCGCCACCCGGAGCGCGGCGAAGUCACUUUAACUUGAGAACCCCAGAAAAAACCAACCACCAACCAAGUCGACCGUCAUUCUGAUCCGUCAAGCAGUCAAGCAGAGACUGUCAGUCACAAUGACCGGAGGUGCAAUGUACACAACAAGAAACACCUCCACAACCCCCGCCUCCCAUGGCGGCAUCAAAACCCGCACCGAGAUCAUCUCCUCGCAGUCCGAAGUCCCGUCUCUCUCAACAUCCACCUCAACCACCUCCUCGCCACCAGCUACACCCCCCCUCACCGAGACCCCCGUCCCCACAAAAUGCAAGAACUGUACCUGUUGCGCAAAAGACGCUUUCGAGAAUUGUCAAAUCGAUAUCGUGCAGGACGUCACGAACUCCAUCGCAAACAUGGGUUUAGAGGUCGAUUUCACGACGUAUCCGACCGCACUCGCAAAAGCUCAAAAGGAGAUCGAGGAGAAAGAGGGAGCGGUCAAGGUUCCUGUUUUGCCUGCACUCUCGCUGAAGAAGAAGGCGGCGGUGCAGAAGGGGGAACAGAGUGAGCAUUUUGAGUAUCCGACGGAUAACCCCGCGUUCGAUCAGCUCCCGUUCCCGCGUGCUCUCUUGACCCCCGGGUUGAAAUUGACGAACAUCACCUCCCUCCCUGCCUCCAUCCUCUCGAUGAAAGGUAAAGACCAGAGCCAGAAGCGGGAGACAUCCUCCUACGUUCCCCCCGAUUGGGUUACGCCCCAUUUCCCGGAUACGCCGACUUUCCACGCUCCCAUGACCGAUGCGCGAGAGUUGACAAAACCGGGUGCGUCGAAGCGCGUAUUCCAUAUGGCGAUGGACGUAGAGGACUACCCACUGAACGAAGGCGAAGAAUGGAUGGUGGGCGGUGCGAUCGGGAUCAUCGCACCGAACGCUCCCGAUAUGGUGGAUGAUAUACUCGAUGCGUUGGGGUUGGUGGAUGUUGCGGAUGAAGUUGUCGAGUUGUCUACGGAGGGCGGGAGGUGGCCGACACUUUGGGGUGAUGAGAAACCGAGGUGUAUGGAGACCACGAGGAGGGAAUUGAUCACGUGGACGGUCGAUAUCCAAUCUUUCCCACCUACCAAGAAACUCCUCCGCGUACUCGCCGAAUACGCGACAAACACGAAAGAAAAAACGAUUUUGACGUUUUUGUGCUCGAAGCAGGGACAGAGUGCCUUUUUGCAGUUGAGGGCGAGUGCGCAUUUGACGCUUGCGCAGUUGUUGCGUGCGUUCCCGUCGACGAGGGGGUGUGAGUUGAGUCAUAUCCUCGGUGUGUUGCCGCCGUUGAAUCCGAGGUGGUAUUCGCUUUCCAACGAUCCGAUGCACGCGCCUGGGAGGAAAACCCUCGAGAUGGCGUUCACGAUCGUCGACAGUCCGGAUUAUAAACGUGGGGUGCGGUAUGGUGUCGGAACGGGAUUCUUGGAGCGCAUCACGAGUGAGUGGGUUAGAGAGGGUGGAAAGAAGGAUAUUAAGGUUCCGAUGUUUAGGGGAGUACACGCAAACCCCCUCGCACGCGAAUUCUCCGCUUUCAACGGACCCAUGAUCCUCAUUGGCGCCGGAGUCGGCGUGGCCCCGUUCAGAGGCUUCGUACAGCGGAUGUUCAAGACAGCGACUGAUAUCGAUAACCCACCCUCCAAGAUAUGGGUUUUGCAGGGGUGUAGAGACCACACCGUCGACGAACUCUACUGCGGAGAAUGGGUCGGUCUCGAUGGUGACUCCCGCCGCGUCGUCGAAUCACAGACCGGAAAGAGGGAGUACGUGCAGGAUGAGGUAUUGCGCCAUGGAGACCGGGUGUGGAGGGUGAUGAGUCAGGAGGGCGGGAAGAUCUUUAUGUGUGGGAGUGGGAAGAUGGCGAGUGAGGGGGUUGUUGAGGCCGUUGCAUGGAUUGACGAGGAGGAGGAGCCUAUUGCAAGAAGAGCUUGGUUAGAGGAAAAUGUAUGAUAACUCAUUACUUGGAGCACGUACGCGAGCUCGAGGACUUUAUUGUUCGUUG